Babesia ovata is the source of this 1782-nucleotide messenger RNA. Its product is annotated as 26s proteasome subunit. The record is from RefSeq and is a predicted model, not a curated record. Gene Ontology annotation, cellular component: nuclear proteasome complex; cytoplasm; proteasome regulatory particle, lid subcomplex. Lineage: Eukaryota; Apicomplexa; Aconoidasida; Piroplasmida; Babesiidae. The coding region runs from base 1 to 1782 and encodes 593 amino acids. Gene Ontology annotation, molecular function: translation initiation factor activity; RNA binding. The transcript has 10 exons. Gene Ontology annotation, biological process: translational initiation.
AUGGAUAAUACCGUCUCGGAAUUGCUGUCGGUGGACUCGACGUUCAGGGACGAACCUCGUCUAGAGGACCUGUCGGAUCUCGCCACCAAGACGCUGGAUAUAGUGGAAUCCAUGCUUAAAAAUACCGCCACUAGGGAUGUUGAGUUCCUUAAGACCGUCUUGCUGGAGCUGAUGAUGGCGGAGAAGCGCUGUCGUAUGGCACGCGAUGGAGCGUCAAACGCCCGCAUCUGUACCUUCAUCAUCCAACUGCUAUACGACAUUCGCGACCUGCCGAAUGUGAGCUACUACCUGAUUCUGCUGUCGCGCAAACGCGGGCAGCUGAAGGCAGCCAUUACGGCAAUGGUGAACCUCGCCAAGAGCUGGAUCGCCGAGAUCCCAGACAUGGAGGCCAGGAUGAAUCUGAUCGACACCCUGAGCCACAUCACCUUGGGGAAGAUGUACCUGGAGACCCAGAGGGCAGAGGUAGCCUUCACAUUGGCUAGGAUCAAGGAGGAGGCUGGGGACAUUGCUGGCGCUGCUGACGACGUCCACAAUGUCGAGGUCGACACUUUCGGAUUGCUGCCCAAACAGGACAAGGUGCGCUACCUGUUGGAACAGAUGCGCUUGCACCUGCUGAACAAAGACUACCUGCGGUUUUACAUAACGAGCAAGAAGAUAAACGAAUCCUUGCUCGAUUCCGAGGAGUACAGUGCUCACAAGAUGAAGUACUAUGAGUACAUGAUACAGUACCACCUCAAUGAGGGUGACUACUUCGAGAUCGCAAAGGCGUACCACAAGCGCAUGGACACCGCACUUAAGCAGGGUGGCACCGGCUGGAUACUGGACAUGGAAUGUAUGCUACUGUUUUUGCUACUGUCACCUAUCUCUGACGAAACGGUGAAGUACCGUGAGGACAUAGUGGCGUCCAAUGAGAAGAACAUGAAGGAAACCCCAAUGCUCACCACGCUGUUCAAGGAGUUCCUUUCCAACAACCUUAUCCCCUUCCCACUGGAAGAGAACAUCAGCAACGCAAUCAGGGCACACGUUGUCUUUACUGACACUCAUCUUCCAGGGGGCGAUGUGCGUUUGGCCGUGCUGUCCGACCGGGUGGUCCAGCACAACAUCCUUGUCGUGAGCAAGUAUUACACAGCUGUGCAACUUGUGCGCCUAUCGGAGCUGUUAAACGUGGACUGUGCGAAAUUGGAGGAAGAGAUCUCCUCGAUGGUACACGCCAAGACGGUUCACGCAAAGAUCGACCGCCCUGCUGGAAUCAUUCGGUUCGGAGAGCGCAAGAGCACGGACGCAGUGCUUAACGGGUGGUCCAAAGAUAUCGCAGCGAUGCCGAAGAAUAAGGGAAAGGGAGGCAAAAACCGCCGUCGUGGUAAGAACGACAAUGAGGGCGAGAAGCGCGAGUUGGUCUUCAAAAUGGAGGACCAGGAGUACGCCCAGGUGCUGCGUAUGCUUGGAAAUGGACGUCUAGAAGCCUACUGCUUCGACGGUAACAAGCGUCUGUGCCAUAUUAGGGGUAAGAUGCGUAAGAGGGUGUGGGUGAACGCCGGCGACAUUAUCCUGGUGUCCCUACGUGACUACCAGGACAGCAAGGCUGACGUAAUCGCAAAGUACACUCCCGACGAAGCCCGUUCGCUAAAGGCGUACGGCGAACUGCCGGAGUCUACAAAGAUCAACGAAACAGACUUGUACGACGAGGAGGGAGACGGUGGCAUCGACUUCCAGGACGUCUCGUCUGAGUCCGAGGAGGAAGACGGCAAGGCGGACGACAAGUUCGACAUUGACGACCUGUGA